Molecule: messenger RNA, 1662 nt
Organism: Saprolegnia parasitica CBS 223.65
Lineage: Eukaryota; Oomycota; Saprolegniomycetes; Saprolegniales; Saprolegniaceae
Exons: 5
Coding region: 19-1614 (531 amino acids)
Molecular function (GO): transcription coactivator activity; chromatin DNA binding
Source: RefSeq, a predicted model, not a curated record
CCACGGGUUGUUGACCGGAUGCCCACAAGCGUGCCAUCGCCGCCGGUGCCAAUGACGACGCGCCGAAGCGCCGCGCCCGACAGCAACAAGGAGGCGCAUAUCGCGGCGCUGAGUCCUCUCGACACUGCGAGCGCCAACGACGACGGCCCGACCGCCCAGGUCCCGCCGCCAACGGCCGAGGCCGCGCCGCGCGUGUCGCCGACGCACCCGCUUCUGCGCAAGUCGUCGUCCAACUUUGGCCGCGAGAAGAUCCUCGGACGGUACACCGUCACAGACGCCAACCUCAUGUGCAGUGAGAUCCUCGACCAAAUGAACGCCAAGCUGAGCGGCAGCAUGGCCGACGCCAAGCCUCCAGUUGCCAUCAACUGGGACGACGUUGCCGCCAAGAUGGCGUCCAAGCACAAAUUGCAGUGGCGGCCUCGCGCUUGCCAAGAGCUCUGGAAGUUUCUCGCCUACGAAGACGUGCCGCCGCAUGGAAUGGACCUCUCGGGCGCCGCGUCAGACAGCGACGACGACGCGCUCGCGCCCGACUCGGACGUAGAGGACCUCGGCGCGACGGCUGAGAUCUUGGAGCACAAGCGCGCAGCCUUCAAGCUCAACGACAAGACCGAGAAGAUCCAGCCGGUGAUGCAGACCAAGGGCCUUUUUGAGAACGUGGGCGCCAAGCCCCGCGUGACACCGUCGCCCAAGCCCGUCAAGCCGACACCUGACGCCGAGCCGCUGCGCCUGUACCCGACGUACCACCCCAACGGGUACGAGAAGCGACCACGGGCCGAGACGGACGAAGCCAGAGGCAGCUACGCGCCGCUGCAUGUGGUCGCAGAGCAAUUCCUAAAGCGCCGCAAGCUCGAGACGUUUGCUGCGCAGAAGAGCACGAUGCCCGUAAAGCAGCUGCUGUCGCUGCCGCCGCAGGUGCCGCCGCGGCCCGUGCCCGCGUCUGGCGCGUUCGACUACUUCAAGGACCUCUACGUCGAGCGCUCAGUGACAGAUAUUCACGUUCUGCAGCAGCUCUUCCAGGGUGCAUCACCCGCCGUUUUGGCCAAGUGCCAGCAGCUCGCGAUGCAGGACCUCGAGCGCUUCCAGCGCGAGUGCCUUCGCUAUCGCUUGUAUGAGAAAGCUCGUCUUACGACGGGAUCGCCGCAGAAUCUUCAGCACCAAGAGCAAGAACAGCGCCAGCAGCAGUUCCAACAGCAGCAGCAACAACAACAGCAGCAGCAGCAACAACAACAACAACAUCAACAGCAGCAACGGCAGCAGCAGCAACAACACCAGCAGUACCAGCAUCAACACUCGAAUCAGCAGCAAGUCCCCCAAAAACCGGCCCCGUCCAAGCAACCCGCACACAAGCAGCCGGCACCGAAGAAGCCAUCUCAGAAGCAACCAACGCCAAAGCUGCAACAUCACCCGUCGCAGGUCCAGUAUGCCCCGUACGGCCCGCAGCACCAGCAUCAGCAGCGACAAGCGCAGUACGCGCAGCAGCAGCGAGGACACCAUCCGCACCCAACGACCCCGUCAGCUCAACACCAAGCGACUCUGCACUACCAGCACCAUCUGCAGCAGCAGCAGCAACAACAGCAGCAGCAGCCACAACAUGGCGCGAAUCCGAAUGCAUAACGAAGUCGUCCUCAUGUGCACCGGUAAAUCAAAGCUGGUAACUUGCGG